AUGAGCUCCGCAGAAUCAUCGCAAGAGGUCUACUUCGCCUUAUACCGCUAUACCCCGUCCAUUCCCGCAGCCGCAGUGUUUGUCGCGGUAUUCGUCGCAUUGGCUGUCUUUCAUGGCAUUGUCCUCGUGCGCCACCGAGCCUUAUUCUUCACUCCGUUCAUCGUUGGACUCAUUUUUGAAGCGGCUGGCUAUGCAGCAAGGAUAUUCUCGCACUACGAUACACUCGCCCUGGGCCCAUAUAUCGUGCAAACGAUGCUCAUCCUCGUGGCGCCCCCUCUUUUCGCAGCGUCAAUCUACAUGACCUUGGGCCGAGUGAUCUUCCGCCUUGAGGCCGAAUGGGCGUCCAUGAUUCGCGUGAAGUAUAUCACCAAAAUAUUUGUCGUCGGAGAUGUGGUCUCUUUCCUUCUGCAAUGUGGAGGUGGCGGGUACAUGGCGGCUGGUUCACUGUCGGCCAUGGAGAACGGCGAGCGCAUUGUGAUUGCUGGUCUUGCAGUCCAGCUACUUUUCUUCGGGUUCUUUAUGUUCCUCAGCGCGGUGUUCCACUAUCGAGUCAAAUCCGACACCCAACACUCUGUUCGGCCCAUCGCCGCACACUCGCGCUUUUCCAGUUCCUGGGAGGCGAUGAUGUGGUGUCUAUACGGAGCCUGCAUCCUGAUCUUCGUCAGGUCGGUAUUUCGCGUGAUUGAGUUCGUGCAAGGCAAUGAUGGGUACAUCAUGAAGAGGGAGUACCUGCUUUAUGUGUUUGAUGCGGUGCUCAUGGCACUACAAGCAAUACUGCUUCUCUUGGCCUAUCCGGGAGCGGUUGUCAAGGGCAGCCGAAGGACUGGCGAUGUUGCAUUGAAUUCGCGGGGCGAAUCGUCAGAUGGGAUGCUUCCCGCAGGAUCGGGGAAGCGAGAGCCAUGCUAA
This is a messenger RNA of Aspergillus nidulans FGSC A4, 906 nucleotides long. Its product is annotated as RTA1 domain-containing protein. Bases 1 to 906 code for a protein of 301 amino acids. Lineage: Eukaryota; Fungi; Ascomycota; Eurotiomycetes; Eurotiales; Aspergillaceae. The record is from RefSeq and is a predicted model, not a curated record. The transcript is spliced from 3 exons. Gene Ontology annotation, cellular component: membrane.